Messenger RNA from Toxotes jaculatrix (banded archerfish), 2274 nucleotides. RefSeq names its product C-Jun-amino-terminal kinase-interacting protein 1-like. Gene Ontology annotation, biological process: regulation of JNK cascade. Gene Ontology annotation, molecular function: protein binding. The record is from RefSeq and is a predicted model, not a curated record. Gene Ontology annotation, cellular component: cytoplasm. The transcript has 12 exons. Lineage: Eukaryota; Metazoa; Chordata; Actinopteri; Toxotidae. The coding region runs from base 1 to 2274 and encodes 757 amino acids.
AUGGACAAAUAUCGGCCAAAGAGACCCACCACCCUGGCUCUGUUCCCACAGCUGCCACAAGCCGGCACUCAGGAUUCUAUCAACAACAACUCUUUAGGCAAGAAGGACAGCUGGAAGGACUCCCACUCUUCUUCCCCACACAUCACAGGGGAUCUACCACCACAGGAUGUCCAACCAAAAGCGGAGGCCAAAGUCCGGCACAGCACGCACCGCCCAGCCCCCAAACCGCCCACAGCCAAUGAUGCCAACAGCAAAGCCAACACUCAGGCUGCCGCCACUGCCGCAGACACACGCGCUCGACUGCGGGAAAAACAGGGGUCCGGGGCCACGCACACACAGAACUCCAGCACCCCGAGGAAUCAGAGGAGAGGAGGAGGUGGAGUAGGGAGAGGGCUAGGACGAGGAGCAGCAGCGAUGAAAGAGAGGAGCCUGGGGGACAUCAGAGGAAAGGAUGGAGGGACAGCAGGGAAGGAGGACAGAAGAGGGGGGAGACUGUGUGCGGAGUCCAAGGGGAAGGAGAAAGAGAGGAAUCUACAUCAAAGGCCAAGAGAGGCCAGUGGACUGAAGAACCGGGGGGCUGAUGGGAAAGGAAAAGUAGGUGCUAAAGGGGGUAACAGAGGAGGAGCAUGCAAGCCAAAUAAUAUACUGUCUAACCAAGAAGUGUAUCUGACAGCCAUGGUGGUUCCACGCACACCUGUAGCACCAAGAAACCAGGACAAGACCCAAGACAAAGGCCAAAGCCAUGACAAGACCAAGGAAAACCCCCCUGCUCUCUCCCGAUCCAGCAGUGAGGGGGGGUCAAACAGAAUGUCCCUCAGCUCAGACACAGAGGGCCCCCCACCAGGGCCUCUGCAUCCCUCUCUGUCCCACCGAACCAACCCCGACAUUAGUGAAGAGGAGGGGGAGGGAGACCGAACUCCCUGCGUCAACGUCCAGAAUGGUCCGACCCACUGCCUCGCAGGUAAUGAAAAAACAGAGAUGGACUGUACCAAAUCCGAGGUGGAUGCAGGGGGAGGAAAAGGUGACAGUAACACUGAGGUGGAUGGCACCAACUCUGUCACUCAGGGAGAUUCUGCGGCUGCCCGGACUGUAGCGAAGAGUGGAGCGACAGGGUUAAAUUACGACUCUGUUAAAUACACUCUGGUGGUCGAUGAACAUGCUCAAUUGGAGCUGGUCAGCCUCAAGGACUGUUUGCACCGUUACAAUGAGCACAAUGAUGACAGUGAUGCAGAGACAGUCUAUCAGUCUGCCAACGAGGAGGAGGACCCAGAGUAUGAGGAAGAGAGGAAGAGGAAAGAGGAAGCAAAGAAGCAAGAGAGGAGGAAAGAGGAGGAAAAUAGAAGAAAAGAAGAGGAGGAGUCAAAGAGGAGUAGGGAAGAGGAUCUGAGGAGGAGGAGGGAGGAGGAGGUGAAGAGGAGAAGGGAAGUUGUAGCAAGGAUCUGCAAGCAGUCCAAGGUAACGUCAACCACAGCUUCAGAGGAAGAGGAUUCUCAUGGAGGAAGGCCGGGAAUUCCCAGAAGUAGGAAGUUCCUCAACCUGUUUGCCAACAACAGCAGCCAUUACAGUGCUACAGGUGCUGGGUCGUUUGGUGUGUUCUCCUGUGUUUUGGAUGGAGUGGAGAGGCAGCAGAGCCACAGAGCUGUCUACAGGUUUGUCCCCCGUCAUGCAGAUGAGCUUUACCUAGAGACAGAUGACCCAGUGUUAAUGCUGAACCAGUCUGAGGACCUGUGGUGUCAGGGUUACAACAUGAGGACUGGCUCUACGGGCAUUUUCCCUGCUUUCUAUGCUGUCAAGUUGCCCAAAGAUGUUAACCAAGUCCAGAAAGAUGGUUGGAUAGAGCAGUUCUUGGUGCGAUUCCUGGGCUCAGUUCAAGUCCCCAUCCACAAAGGCAACGACGUGCUGUGUGCUGCAAUGCAGAAGGUAGCAUGUAACAGGCGGUUAGCAGGUCAGCCUCCCUCGGCUUGUGUGCUUGACGUCAGUGUGAAGGGUGUGAAGAUCAAUGUCCAGGACCAGUGUCACUCUGCUCACAGGGGGGACCAGUGUUUCCAUUUUUUCCAGUUGAAGAACAUCUCAUUCUGUGGUUGUCAUCCAAAACACAGCAAGUAUUUUGGCUUCAUCACCAAACACCCUGACCAACAGCGCUUCGCCUGUCACGUGAUGAUGUCAGACUCAUCAUUACAUCCUCUGGCCGAGUCUGUAGGGAGGGCAUUCCAGCAGUAUUACAAGGAGCACAUUGGCUACUCCUGUCCCACUGAAGACAUCUUCAUUGAAUAA